Molecule: messenger RNA, 486 nt
Organism: Gregarina niphandrodes
Lineage: Eukaryota; Apicomplexa; Conoidasida; Eugregarinorida; Gregarinidae
Product: starch-binding domain protein
Exons: 4
Coding region: 1-486 (161 amino acids)
Cellular component (GO): membrane
Molecular function (GO): starch binding
Source: RefSeq, a predicted model, not a curated record
AUGCAAAGUCCUGUAAAAGGGGUCUAUCGAUCACCAGAAGAGCGUGAAAGAGAAAAUUUGAGAGUGAGGGCCAAGUAUGCCCAACGAGCGCAUCAGAGGAAGGUGGAAUUGUAUUUCAAAGCUUUGGAUAUUGUGAGACAAAAAGAACAGUGCACAGACAGGCAACUCACUUUCUCUGUGAAAUACGCAUCGCAAUAUGGUGAGAGAGUAGUGCUUGUCGGAGAUAUCCCAAUAUUGGGCAACUGGAUAGCUGCGAACGGAGUGCCGAUGAAUUGGAACGAAGGGUGUAAUUGGUCAGUCACCCUUACUGUGCCUUACAGCACACAUACCUUGCACUACAAGUACGUGGUCGUCACGGAUGGUGCCGAAACAAACCGCGGCGUGAAGUGGGAAUGGGGAAACAACCACAGACUCGAGAUCGGGGAGGGCGACGCCAGCCCGUGUAAUAUAACUGACGAGUGGGGUGCGGGAACAUCACCAGCCUAA